AUGUCAGUUACUGAACUGACAACUGACAUCUUAUUUAAUUAUCUAACUGAAUCCACUAGAAAUAGGGUUUCGUGUUUGUGUAUUAUUUACCGUCUUGAUAUACAUAGUAUUUUAGGCUCGGAAAUAUUGGACAAUGAGUUGAAUAUUAAUGACAUCCUGCGGAAUGAUUUGAUGCCUACAUUCUUCAUGACUAGCGGAGAUAAUCAAGAUCUAAAUCGUAAUAUUAGUGAAACCAAAUUACAAGACGCAGCUGUAAAUGGAUCAAUAGAUGCUGCGCUAUCAACGCUCUCUUUUCACAGACAAAUGAUGAACGAGUAUCACUGCCGUAAUUAUGUUGCUGAGCAGAUAUUGGAAGAGAUGGGCAAAAACGUGUUACAGAGUCGACUUGGUAAACCUUUCGCUACAGAUAUAAAAGACACCGCAUCAAUAAUUAAACACUCUCAAGAUCUCAGAAAUAACUUAAUAUAUGACAUUGGUUCAGCUAACUAUCAGGAAUGGUUAACCAAAGUAGCAGCUUUGAAUAAUGAAUAUCGUCAUAAUAAUACAAUAAUGUCCCAUAACUCAUUUGGGAACAAUUCAGAACUGUUGUCCACAUUCUCAAAUCCUCAACUUUAUAAUUCCCAAUCUCGGGAGGGUUAUGAAGUAUUUGAAGCUAGUGAAGGAACAACUUAUAUUGAUCCAGCAGAGACACCACUUCAUGAAGUAUCCAAAUAUAGUGGUGGCUACGAAUACUCUAUGCCUCCUCCACCACCGCCCAUCUAUCACCACCCGCCUUCUCAAGUACACGUAGAGGAAGUAAGUGAAGAACGACAAAAACACGGGCUUGGAAUAUCUGAUCUCUUUGAUAUUGCAUUAACUGGAAUUGCAUUCUUAUCUUUCGCAAUGUUCGUACUUCAAGUGCUUAUGUGUAUUACUAUGAAUCCAGAACAACCACAAAUUAUGCAGAUGGUGGACAAUAGCGGGGAUUCUUUAAACAUGGAAGAAAUCUUCCGAUUCAAACGUGACAGUGAUACUAAUGAGAAUCCUAGACAGAAUAAUGUAUCUGCUGUAAACUCUUUAGCCCGAUAUGCACUUCUAGUUCUCAGGCCUCGAUCAACGCCGUGUCUUUACAGAGCUUUGUGUUUGGGAAACAAGCGGGCAAGAGAUCUUCGAGACAAUAGCCGAUACUGGCUACCUGUUUGGUAUGCCGGUGUGGCGUGGAUUCGAGGUGGGGCGCUGGGUGCACUUCGAGCCUCUGUGUUGGGGUUGGGCGGUGCUGAAUGCGAUGCGAUUUAUCCGGUUGCACACUGCCAGUAA
Messenger RNA from Achroia grisella, 1296 nucleotides. RefSeq lists its product as uncharacterized. The transcript is spliced from 8 exons. Bases 1 to 1296 code for a protein of 431 amino acids. NCBI's taxonomy places the organism in Eukaryota, Metazoa, Arthropoda, Insecta, Lepidoptera, Pyralidae. The record is from RefSeq and is a predicted model, not a curated record.